Aspergillus bombycis is the source of this 1926-nucleotide messenger RNA. Its product is annotated as putative respiratory complex assembly protein Rmp1. Lineage: Eukaryota; Fungi; Ascomycota; Eurotiomycetes; Eurotiales; Aspergillaceae. The coding region runs from base 1 to 1926 and encodes 641 amino acids. The transcript has a single exon. The record is from RefSeq and is a predicted model, not a curated record.
AUGCUGUAUGAUAUCGAGAAUACCGAAGACAUCCUUGAUGACGAUCUAAUUACGGAACGAAUCGAAAGUUUCCGCACACCUUAUCGCCCGGGAGAUAAAUUGAGUACCGCCGAUUGGGAGAAUCUUCGGUCAGAUGUCCAGACGUCGUUCACAAUCCAGCAACUGUCGGACUAUAUUGAGCAGUUUAAGGCAGAUGGCGCAGUGUCGGAGGAGGGGCUAGUACUUGAUGGAGGACCAAAACUCGCGGAAUGGAGACCGGGGACUUCAGCAUUUUUUGAAACGGAGUCGGCCCCCCAGGUGGGAGCCGCUAAAAGAGUUGCAACUUCACUAGAUCUUAGAGGCAAGUAUCUGCUCACUGAGCGGAUACUCCGCGAUUGCUGGCACCUUGGGCUCAUCGGCGAAGUCGGUCAGCUGGAUGUUCGUCUUCCCGCCCAUACACUGUCGUUAUUUUUACACUCCGAGCACUUUUCCUUCGAGGAGCUCGCUGGUCUUCACGAUGCGAAGAUUGAUAUUACCCAUUCGCUUGGUCUUGUUCGCAUCACUGGAAAGCUGCAUUCUUGUGAAUUCAUCCGUGACAUCAUAUACGACGCCACGACCAGGAUACGAGAGGAGGAUCUUGAACUGUACCCUCGUGGGGUUACCCCAAAAGGCAAAAACCGUGUUUUCACUGUUGAUUUCUUGUCAUGGGUCAGCAAGACUUAUGGUGUCUCAUUCGACAUGACCUCUACUACACCAACUAAGAUGUUCUACCUUGUCGAAAACAAGCCAAAAGCAGAGAGUGCUCGGAGGACACUGAACCUGGCAAUUCACGAUGCCACACAGCCUCCAAUACCAUUCGGCACUUAUAUGGCAGCCUCAGAGCCCGUCGACACCUACGAUAUCAACCCGGAACUCAAUGUAUCAUGGUUUGAUCGACAGAAGACAUGGUUCCGCUGGGCCGUACCGUCGGCACAAACAACUGCACCAAGCAUGUCAGACACCCCAUUCUUCAAUCAACACGAAACACGCCUAUCAGACGAACUCCUCAAACUUCUACGCGCAAGAGCACGCACUAACAUCGGCAAGGCCGCAGCCCACGAGAGCAUUACAGCAGCAGUCGGCCGGUGUCUCUUCGAGCACAAGCCGUUCGAAGGAAAGGCCAUCACCGCCGCCCAACUAGGCAAACUGGCACCUCCACGGACCUUCACAACCGACAUUCCCCGAGUAAUCCCCUUCCUGCAUCAGCUGGCCGCAGAUUAUCCGGAGGAAGAAAUCCAACCACACCGCCUCCGCCUAGUCCCAUCCGCAGUCCACGCAAACAUCUUCCCCCAACUCGAGCUCGAAGUCGCCAUAGCCCCAGGAGGCUUCGAGUCCGAAUACAACGUGCAAAACGCCAGAGCAAUCCUAUCCCAAAGUAGCGUCGACUACCUCCUCCCCGAAUGCAGCCUCGAUCUCCGCUUCACCCGACAAUUAACCCACGAUGUACUGGACAGCUUCGACGAGAACGGUCCCCUGGUACCCCUCCAGGACUCCCUACGGGACUUCUUCUCCAAGGCGAUGAUCUACGAGGGCGAGACUCCUCUUCCGGCCUUUUCUCAGCUCUCAGUCCCCAACCAUCUCUUGGUUGAGACGGGCGAAGAACGCGAUCCCGAUGGCUUCACUACAGCGGAGUACAUGUAUCUGCCCGUCAGCGAUUUCCGGGGCACGCGUCUCCAUCAGUAUGACUUUGAGGGCCACAGGCUUAAUUACUCUUUCUAUGAGAGUGGACCUUUUAGUUCUCAUCGUAUGACGGAUAUCUUCUUGGAUAUGGAUAUGGCUGGUUCUUCGGAACAGUCUCCUUCGGAUAAUACUGACUCCCAGGAAUCUAUCCAGCGAGAGUUUAGUUCGUUCUAUAAAGCAGCUUGCUCUUUGGCGUUUGACUUGGAUAAAUCCGGACGUGCGAUGUGA